Messenger RNA from Carica papaya (papaya), 1179 nucleotides. RefSeq lists its product as uncharacterized. The record is from RefSeq and is a predicted model, not a curated record. Lineage: Eukaryota; Viridiplantae; Streptophyta; Magnoliopsida; Brassicales; Caricaceae.
GGAGCCGGAGAGUGAGAGUUUAAUUACUACAAACUACAUAGGGUGAGACUGGCUUGAAAAAUCCAUUUCUGGUUCCUAUUUAAUCCGCGAAAUGAAACCAAAAUCAAGCGACCCUUUCGUCUAAUCUUCGCCAUGACAACAAUCUUACAAAUUUCCAUUAGCAGCGUCAUACUACGCCAUGGUUUUGACAAGGAAUUUAUCAACUCUUCAUCCCUGUCAAGGGUAAAUCUUGGUUCUUUAUGGGUAAACAGGUACAGAGUGAGGGCUCAUGGGGAGCAUCAGAUAUGGUGUAUGAUGGGUAGAAUCGAAGAUGGAAUCUUACUGAAAGAUGAAGGGCGUAUGAUGAGGAAGAAGAAGAGGGUGGUUUUGGCGAGAUUUAACCAGGGUUUUGGGUUUAAUGGCGGCGGCGGAGGUGGGGGUGGCAGAGAUAAUAGUAACAAUGCGAGGAUUCUGGGUAAUCUUGCUUUGGCUGUUGGCUUGACUUAUCUUUCAAUGACUGGUCAGCUUGGCUGGGUUUUGGAUGCUAUCGUUUCCAUCUGGCUCAUCCUGUUGAUUGUACCUGUUGUGGGUUUGGGAGCUUUUCUAUGGUGGGCAGGAAGAGAUAUUAUUCAAAGCAGUUGUCCGAACUGUGGAAAUGAUUUUCAAGUUUUCAAAUCUUCUUUGAACGAUGAAUUGCAACUUUGUCCCUUCUGCAGUCAGCCAUUUUCAGUGGUAGAUGACAAGUUUGUUAGGGAUUCUGUAAAGUUCUCCAACCAAGCAACAACAUUUGGGCAAGCAUUUAGUGACUUCUCUCCCAGUUCCAAGAAAGAGAAGAAGUAUUCAACUGCAGUUGUUGAUGUUGAAGCGGAAGUUAAAGAUGCAGAAUGAGACACUGAAACUUUUCAUUCCAAAAUGUGGGGAUACACUUGGAGAAGAGGACUUACCACGCGGGGUGAAGAAAAGCAAGUUAUAGAAAUGUCUAAAUUUUGAUAGCCAUGUGAAUUAGUAUUAUAUUUUGUAUACAGUCUAUUCACAUGGUCCCUUGGUCUUUGUAUAUCUGAAAUGUUCUCGGAAGAAACAUGUGAAAUCCAGAUAUGAUUAUUGGCUUCCUUCAGUAGUAUAUUGAUCUCUUGCAUGUGACCACACUAACUAUGCUGUAUAUGUACUAUUGCGUCAAAAUUUGAUGAUUGUUUUAUGAAA